Camellia sinensis is the source of this 1931-nucleotide messenger RNA. Its product is annotated as cyclin-D5-1. The record is from RefSeq and is a predicted model, not a curated record. NCBI's taxonomy places the organism in Eukaryota, Viridiplantae, Streptophyta, Magnoliopsida, Ericales, Theaceae.
UCUCUCUCUCUUCUCCUCAAUGUGGUCAAAUAAACCUCACUUUCUCUCUCCAAAUCGUGGAUUUAGCGGUUGAUAAAUACGUAUCCUAUAUUCCCUUCUGUUUUCCCGAGAAAGCGAGAAUAAUGCAAUGGGCGAUUCUCAUUCUCGCUCUACAUCUUCUCUCUCUAGCGAGCUCCUCUGUCAAGAAACUGAGCCUCACUUGGACGAAGAAGACUUAGAUGAAGACACCUUGAUUAAUUUGAGUGAUUACACUGUUUCAAAUUCUGAAGAAGAAGAGGAAUGUAUAAAAUUGUUGCUGGACAGAGAGAUCAAUGUUGGGUUCCAAACCCACAAUUGUUCACACAUCGUCAUCGAUAACUGGAUCAAAUGUGCUCGCUUAAACGCCAUCGCUUGGAUCCUCAAAACAAGAUCGUCGUUGGGAUUCCGAUUUCAAACAGGUUACUUAGCAAUGACAUAUUUUGACCGGUUUCUUUCGAGGCGAGCUAUUGAUAGUGACAAGUGGUGGGCGAUGCAAUUGUUAUCAAUGGCGUGCUUGUCUUUGGCAGCGAAGAUGGAGGAAUACAGAGUACCAUCACCCUCAGAGUUUCAAUUGGAGGAAUACAACUUUGACAGCAAAGUUAUUCAGAGAAUGGAGCUUUUGGUAUUGAAUACAUUGGAGUGGAGAAUGAGUUCAGUCACUCCUUUUGCUUUCAUUCAUUACUUCAUCAGAACCCUUGGGAACCAUCACUCUCCACCACCAAGGAAUGUGGUUUCUAGAACUGUACACCUCAUUUUGGCUAUAAUGAGAGAUGUAAAUUUAAUGGAUCAUCGACCGUCUGUCAUAGCUGGGGCUGCAACAUUGGUGGCGUUGAAUCGAAAACUAACAAAGCAGGCUUUUGAGAAUACAGUCAAUGCUUUCUCUCCAAGUGAAAUUGAGGACAUGUCUUCUUGCUAUAAUCAAAUGCAGGAAUUAGACAUGAAGAAAGUAACAAUAGAACCCAAGUUUAAAAUAUCCUCUCACCUCUCGCCGAUCCGAUCAAGAGAGAUUGAUGUUUUUGAAAAUUCUUUGGUUAGUUCUGCAAUUAGAACUCAAAAGAAAAAGGUUUACAUUCCAUGACUCUGAUAAAAAUAUAUAGCAUACCCAAUGAGAAGUGAUGCCGGUAGAGGAAUUUUGAUUACGUCUUUGGCAGUGGUGUAUUAAGUGAUUAUUAUUGGUGUAAUGAGUGUGUUAAAAUUUCUGGGAUAUGAUUUUGGAGUUGAUUGUCUCAUCAGCAAACAUGUGAAAGAAAUGAGAAACAGAGGAGGUAAAAAGGGAAGUAAAAGCAAAGCUAAUUUCAACUCAAAAAAUCUCACAAAAGUGGAAUGGAGGCCCCUAAGAUAGGAUAUAGGACUUGAGAGCUGAUUGUACAACAAUCAUUCUUAGUUUUGCUCACUUGUUCAAUUUGUUUUUGUUUCUUUCAAUCUUCACUUUUCUAAUACAAGAUACAUUUGGAACCACAACUUUUGAUGAUGGGUUUGCUUGGGAUGGGUUUCUUUCUUGACUUUGAAAAAGCUUUGAGAGCAAUGAGGACUCCGGAGAAUAGGGGAAUUGUGGGAGUGGUGGUGUGAUUUGAUGCAUCUGUGUUGCAUGUUGGCCAUCAAAAGAGGUUUGUAAAGUUGGGAUGUGAUUGGAUUUUGUUUCAACGUUUAGGAAUGAAUGCCUUUUAAAGUGGGGCCCGCUAGCUCUUUUUUUUUCUCUCAAGUUUAGCUUUUGGUUCAUGAAAAGCCUAGACAUUGUGGAAUCGAAAGUAUUUUCUAUGUUGAUUAUAGUAUAAUAUUUACUGGAAUAGAUCUUUGUUGUACUGGGUUUGUAUUUUUCUAAGCCAACAAAAUUUCUAUGUUGAUUGUUGGUGAGCUAAGGACUUGUAUGGUAACGGGAUAACUAUUGGUUGUGUUUGCUUUCCAAGCCAUUA